AUGACCAACUUUUCGGCAGAAAGCCUUUGGAUGACCACAAAUGGAGACAAAAAAAAGAGUGUGGACAAAGAGAAGUUUAAGGGUAGAUACCAAGACGGUAUGGAUGGGUCUAUUGUGCAUGGGACAUACGCUCUCAAGCAAGUAAUCGGACGUGGUGCUUAUGGCGUUGUUUAUCGGGCAGUUAAGCGGGGCAGUUCUAAACCUGUUGCGAUUAAGCAGAUAGAGUUUGAGGAUGAAAGCGAAUUGAAUGAGCAUAUGCUUGAGAUUGAUCUUUUAAAGAACCUUAGGCAUGAGAAUAUAGUUGAGUAUCGUGGGUUUAUUCAGAAGGCACAUGAGUUGUAUAUUAUUCUAGAGUAUUGUUCACGUGGAUCACUUCGAGAUUUGUUGAAGCAGGGUCCAUUAUUGGAAGAGGAUACUGUGAAUUAUGUACGACAGACGUUACAGGGCCUCCAGUACUUACAUGAACAAGGGGUGAUACACCGAGACAUAAAAGCAGCAAAUCUUUUAUUGACCGAGGAUGGUGUGGUGAAGCUAGCGGAUUUUGGUGUUUCGACAAGAAUCAACCGAAUGGCCAUGACGUAUGCUGGAUCGCCGAACUGGAUGGCUCCAGAGGUUAUGACUGGGCAAGGAGCGUCAACUGUAAGUGAUAUAUGGUCUCUUGGAGCUACAGUUGUUGAAUUACUCACUGGAAACCCACCAUUCCACAAUUUGGUGAAUGAAAGCGCAUGUUAUGCAAUUGUGAACGAGGAGUACAUUCCACCAUUGACACUAUCGGCCGGAUGCCAGGAGUUUUUGAGUCAAUGUUUUCAAAAGAAUAUGUUUAAACGUGCAACAGCUCCAGAGUUAUUGCAGCACCCAUGGUUACAACAGGAGAACUUUCAAAAGCAACGAUCUAAGAUUAACUUGGCGGAAUACAUUGAAAAGGAUGACAAGUGGGAUGCUGAUUUUGUUCUUGACUCAGACACAGAUAUGACACCAUCACCCACAAAGGUUACAGAAAAGUUACGAAAACUGCAAGGUGAGGAUUUUAGAACCCUAUCUGUGGACGAGCUUUUUAUCGACCAUUCCUUAGAUGCUAUUACUGCACAAUUGUUACAGUCGCUUUUAGAGUUACAAGCGGAAACUACCAAGAAUAAAAGGAAGAAUGACAAUUUCAAUGCUAUAAAAAACAGGGCAUAUGAGAUUUUCAAGUAUGACAAGCAAUUCAACCACUCCUCUUUGAAGGAGAAAUUCGUUGAUACUGGUGGCGUUUCUUUGCUUAUCUCUUUGCAGUUUGAAUCGCUCCUUUCGACGUUUUUCGAUAAGAGUAUCAAACUUCUUAUACAAUGUGGUAUUCUAUUUCACAUGAAUACUCUCAGAGACUCUAGACUUGUAGUGUUGGUCAGCUAUGGGUAUAGAGCACUCACAUCUCCCGAAAUAUGGAAUGAAUGGUGUUUAAAGCAUAAGAAGAAGAUCUCGGAAUGUAUCAACACCGAAUUGGGAUCUACGAAGUACAUAGAAGCAGAAAAAUUACUCAUUCAUGUAUCCUUACUAAAGGAUUUCCCACUAGACAUUUCCAGAUUGAUGCUCUAUGCUAAGAAGUAUAAGCAUUUACAGCAUUGCAUCUACACUUGCUUGAAUAAUUCCAUCAAAAGAUCUAUUUCCAACAUCCCUACAUCUAACAUGAUUCAUGGAAAGUUAGUCUACGAAAAAUCAAACUUCCCAUCUCACGUAAUGGAAUGGUUGCUUGAGAUGAUCCCUGUUCUUAAGAAAAGGGCUAUAGAACCAUUCGUCGAGCUUUGUUUCCACGUUUGUCACUUGAAUAAUAAAAGUAUUGCAGAGUUGAUGAGAGAUGGUCAAUUCUUCUCUUUGACUAAAUCAUUACUCCAGUCAUCAAACAACAAUUGUCUUCCGUGGUGCCUUAACCUUUGUAGCGAAUAUGCGAAAGACCUGAAGCAGGACAAUAUAGGAACUAUGCUCGAUAUUGGAAUGUCUUCAUUGACUGUUGGCCACUGCCUACACAAUAGCAUCGAAAUCAUAUUAAAUUGUGUCAACGUGGCUCAACUUAACCAUUUGGAAAUAUCACUUUCUGCCGAUAAUAUAAUAAUCGGAGAUUGCAGCAUUCCAUUACAGAACUUAGUGGAAUCAUUCUACCAAGACAAUGGAAGAUACGACAAAUUCAUUACAAAAUUCACAAAGUUGUGCUCUUUACCAAUAGGCAGCCAGAUAUGUAUCGGAGUGUUUGAGCAAGAAAGAUUUGUGGGCCGGAUCUAUGAGCUUUUCGAUAGGUUCAAAACUUCACUUAUUAUCCAAAUUGACUUACUAAAAUUCUUAAAAGUCCUGGUUAUUCAGAUCAAUGACAAGAACAAAAUGUCUCAACCCGAUAAACGGAAGAAAUUAUUAAAAUUCCUCUCACACAAUUGGAAUACUACAGAUUCUGUAACCCCUAUCAAACAGACUCAACAAAGAGUUGGGGCAGAUUCUGUUUUGAUUCAACAGUUAUGUCAAGAUAUAGAAAAUCUGAUCUGA
Messenger RNA from Kluyveromyces marxianus DMKU3-1042, 2508 nucleotides. It is a transcript of the gene CDC15, whose product is annotated as serine/threonine protein kinase CDC15. Gene Ontology annotation, molecular function: protein kinase activity; ATP binding. The transcript has a single exon. The coding region runs from base 1 to 2508 and encodes 835 amino acids. NCBI's taxonomy places the organism in Eukaryota, Fungi, Ascomycota, Saccharomycetes, Saccharomycetales, Saccharomycetaceae. Gene Ontology annotation, biological process: protein phosphorylation. The record is from RefSeq and is a predicted model, not a curated record.